AUGCGCAUCGCUCACAUUGUUUGGGGAAUAUUUCAAAUUGGGGUAAUCCUCAAGCUGAGCUACAAUGAAGCUCAUGAAUUUAAGUGGACCAAUUUGGUUUGCGAGAGCCUCAACAAAUCGUGGGUUGUUAUACACAAUUGUCGCCUGCGAGCAGUUAAUCGGAAUAAAACAACUUUAAUUCUAAAUGGAACUAUCCUGCAUCCUGCCAACGAUAUUUUAGCCAAAGUGCAACUUUUAAAGAAAGAGAAUGGAUAUAAGCCAUGGCUCUACAGUGUGAACAUCGAUGUUUGCCGUUUCAUGAAGAAACCCUACAAUCCAGUUGCAAUACUUAUGUUCAAAAUGUUUAAAGAGUUUACCAACAUCAACCACGCAUGUCCCUUUAUAGGCCCACAAAUUGUGAAUGGAGCUUAUCUCAAUUUGAAGUUUUUGCCAAAUCUCUUGCCAUCAGGAGACUAUCAAGUGGCUACAAACUGGUAUUUUGAUAAGAGGCCACAAUUUCAAACAAAAGUCUACUUCACCUUCAAGGAGGAUUUGUAA
Messenger RNA from Drosophila montana, 537 nucleotides. RefSeq lists its product as uncharacterized. The record is from RefSeq and is a predicted model, not a curated record. NCBI's taxonomy places the organism in Eukaryota, Metazoa, Arthropoda, Insecta, Diptera, Drosophilidae. The transcript has 3 exons. The coding region runs from base 1 to 537 and encodes 178 amino acids.